AAGGUCAAGGGUUACUCUAUAAAUACUCUAUGACAACCUAAUUAUUUACUCAGUUCGUAUCUAACAAAGCCAGAAUACAUCUCCAAAUUGCUCCUGACUCAUAGAAAAUUGUCUCACCAGCAAUUGUUACGAUGCGUUGGUUCCAUGUCGGCUUGUUAGCUGUUGGCGCAUUCAUGUGGACAAUGGUAAACUCUUUUACCAUAGACUUAUCUACGGAUUGUGUCCUUUCUGGUUGUGAAUCCUCAUCUCUUCGCUGUGGAGUAGACCGGAACAUUCCAUCAUGUAAUCUUACCAGUGCGGGAUGCUAUUGUCCCAACGAAUUUCAAUGCACGACUAACCUGGACUGCUAUCAAUACAAUGGAUCGAAACUGAUCCGCCGGGGGACCGAGUGCGGCAGAUUAAACCUCUUAAUCCGAUCUUGCUGUUGGAAAAGGUGCGAAGGAGACGCUUUUGGUUACUGUCGGUGCAAGUCGUCCGGUUUGCUCGGAUGCGUUGGUGGGACUUAUGGCGUGGAAGUCGUCGACGAUACCUGCUAAACAAUAACUUAAAAUGAACCUUGCAAAAUUUAAUUGAGGGAAGAAUGCACUGUUGUAUUUACGUAUUUUCAAAUUAAAUAAAGAUGUAACUCACCCGUGUAUGUAUACACUUUAGAUGCA
Molecule: messenger RNA, 656 nt
Organism: Folsomia candida
Lineage: Eukaryota; Metazoa; Arthropoda; Collembola; Entomobryomorpha; Isotomidae
Exons: 4
Coding region: 132-536 (134 amino acids)
Source: RefSeq, a predicted model, not a curated record